Messenger RNA from Rhododendron vialii, 747 nucleotides. RefSeq lists its product as uncharacterized. NCBI's taxonomy places the organism in Eukaryota, Viridiplantae, Streptophyta, Magnoliopsida, Ericales, Ericaceae. Bases 1 to 747 code for a protein of 248 amino acids. The record is from RefSeq and is a predicted model, not a curated record. The transcript is spliced from 2 exons.
AUGGCAGAGGAGUACAAAGCAGGCUAUCCGUUGGCACCCGCCAACGAUUAUUCCCGGAGCGACGAAGAGGCGUUCGGAGCUACUUCCUCCAAACGCUGUCGCAAGAAGUGGAAGAAAUGGUUGUUGUACGGCGUGGCCUUCGCCAUUUUUCAAACCGGCAUCAUCGUACUCUUCACUUUGACGGUUAUGAAAGUCCGGACUCCCAAAUUCUGGCUUCAAUCCGCUAGCGUUUUUAAUGUUCAAACAACAACCACCCCCUCAUACAAUCUGACGAUGAAUGCUGUGCUAGCAAUCAAGAACACCAAUUUCGGCCCAUAUAAGUACGAUAACACCACCGUCUAUUUUUACCACAGGGGUAUUCCAGUCGGGAGUGCAUUUGUCCCGAAAUCGAAGGCCAGUUUCCGAUCCACCAAAAAGGUCAGGGUUGCAGUAAACCUGGUCUCGCCGACCAAUUUAGCCAGUAACUCCCAAAUGGCAAUUGAUAUAACUUCUGGGGUUUUGCCUUUAACCAGCCAGUCUGAAUUGAAUGGAAAAGUGGAGCUAAUGCUUGUGUUCAAAAAGAAGAAAGCUAUAGACCUGAAUUGCACCAUGGGCGUCGUCGUAUCAUCGCAGGAGCUCCAGAGUGUUAUUAAAGGCAACAUUGAGGUUGAACUGGUAUAUAACUUUCACGUAGAGAAUGGACUUUCGCAUUUCAGCUCCCACUUAUCGUACAAAAAUGCGAAGUCCUCUGAACUAGAUGUCGUGUGA